GAUCGGUCGUUUCACCAAAUUACGGGACACUGAAAAAUUCGUGCCCUAAAUACAGGACAUCUGGGCACCCUACUACUAGUCUUUAUUGCACACCUCAGUAAAAGAAAAUGGUACAAAUCAACUUAAAAGUAGAGUACCGUGAAUACUGAAAAAUGGCGAAGUCGAAAAACCACACAAAUCAUAACCAAAACCGCAAGGCCCACAGGAAUGGGAUCAAGAAGCCUAAGAAGUUCAGGCACGAAUCUACCCUUGGAAUGGACCCUAAAUUCCUGAGGAACCAGAGGUUCUGUCUGAAGGGUAACCUGAAGCCUGCCAAGCAGAUCGCGAGGGCAGCCGAGAAGAAGGCCACGAGGGAAGCCAAGGCCAAGAAAUGAAAUUCUAGCUUAUAAGAUAAUAAACACCUAAAAAAUAA
Cydia pomonella (codling moth) is the source of this 412-nucleotide messenger RNA. It is a transcript of the gene RpL29, whose product is annotated as large ribosomal subunit protein eL29. Bases 153 to 374 code for a protein of 73 amino acids. The record is from RefSeq and is a predicted model, not a curated record. Gene Ontology annotation, cellular component: ribosome; cytosolic large ribosomal subunit. The transcript is spliced from 4 exons. Gene Ontology annotation, biological process: cytoplasmic translation. Gene Ontology annotation, molecular function: structural constituent of ribosome. NCBI's taxonomy places the organism in Eukaryota, Metazoa, Arthropoda, Insecta, Lepidoptera, Tortricidae.